AUGCCAGGAUUAGACAGGGAAUUGGUGGAGCACAAGCUGCCAAUCAAAGAGGGAUACCUUCCAGUCAAACAGGCCAGAAGAAGAAUGUCUAUGGACACAGAACUGAAGGUCAAAGAAGAAAUAGAAAGGUUGCUCAAGGUAGGAUUCAUCAUACCAGCCAUCUAUGCUGAUUGGCUAGCUAAUAUUGUACCAGUCUUGAAAAGAAAAACCGGGGCAGUCAGAAUCUGUGUGGAUUACAGAAAUCUGAAUGAAGCUUCUCCCAAGGAUGAGUACCCUAUGCCAAUGGCAGACAUGCUAGUAGAUGGAGCUGCUCAUAACCAGAUGCUGUCUUUCAUGGAUGGCAAUGCAAGUUACAAUCAGAUCAUGAUGGCAGAAGAAGACAUCCCCAAGACAGCCUUCAUGUGUCCAGGACAUAUAGGUGCUUUUGAGUACACUGUAAUGCCUUUUGGCUUAAGAAAUGCAGGAGCUACUUAUCAAAGGGCAAUGAAUUCUAUCUUCCAUGAUAUGAUAGGGCAUUCUUUAGAAGUGUAUAUCGAUGACGUGGUGAUUAAAUCCCCAGAGGAGGGAAACCACAUAUCAAAUCUAAGAAAGGCAUUCCAAAGAAUGAGGCAACAUAAACUGAAGAUGAACCCAAAAAAGUGUGUUUUUGGAGUUCAAGCAGGAAAUUUCAUAGGAUUCUUGGUCCACCAGAGAGGCAUAGAAAUUGAUAAAAACAAAGCAAAAUCCAUCAUAGAAGCUCUACCGCCUAGAAACAAGAAAGAAUUAUAG
This is a messenger RNA of Prunus armeniaca (apricot), 768 nucleotides long. Lineage: Eukaryota; Viridiplantae; Streptophyta; Magnoliopsida; Rosales; Rosaceae. The record is from the annotation of a GenBank genome assembly.